Aspergillus chevalieri is the source of this 1134-nucleotide messenger RNA. RefSeq lists its product as uncharacterized. The transcript is spliced from 3 exons. The record is from RefSeq and is a predicted model, not a curated record. Lineage: Eukaryota; Fungi; Ascomycota; Eurotiomycetes; Eurotiales; Aspergillaceae. Gene Ontology annotation, biological process: carbohydrate metabolic process. The coding region runs from base 1 to 1134 and encodes 377 amino acids.
AUGGCCGACAGUGUCAUCGCGCGUAAGGACGCCAUAACCACUACCCCAGGGAGUUCGGAUUACCUCAAAAUCGGCUUUUUCCAGACUGCGGUCUUGCGCGCCUUGGACUACCAUGAAACGACUGAAAGCGCAUGCGCUGAUACACAGACGGACUGGGAGGGAUAUCUAGUGUCUAGCUCGGAGGGAUUACUCCCCUAUCUGACCAAUGCGACGCGAGAUACGGGGUAUCCGCUGGAUAGAUUUGCGACGGGGGAUGGGCUUACGCAUUUGUACGACAAAUCGCAAAACACCACAAUCAAAAAUGCAUUGCACGCCCUCCGCGAGUCAGCUAAUCUCCAACCCCGAAACCAAUACGACGGAUACUGGUUCUAUACAUACCCGAACUGGAGCUAUCUCGACGGUACAUACUCCCUCCUUCCGUUUCUGGUAGAGUAUACGCAGCGGUUCGAUCCUGGGAAUGCUACGGCCGUCGCCGGGGAUGUGAUGCAUCAAUUGGAGUUAUUGUGGGCGUAUUGUCAGGACCAAGGCACCACUGGCAGUGGAUUGCUAGUCCACGGCUACGACUCCACCAAGAAAGCAUCCUGGGCUAACCCCGUUACUGGGGGAAGUCCGUAUGUCUGGAGUAGAGCGCUAGGGUGGUAUUUCAUGGCGCUUGUUGAUGUGUUCGAUAUUGUACGCUCGCACGAUAUCUUCCCUAGUGAGUUAGAGUCAUAUAUCCGUCAACGAUACACAGAAUUGGCGAAAGCUGUUCUCUCCGCUGCAGACAAAGACAACGGCUGCUGGUGGCAAGUGGUGACCCUCCCCCACGCAAAAGGUAAUUAUAUUGAGACGAGCGGGUCAGGAAUGCUUGUUUAUGGGUUGCUCAAAGGUUCACGUCUCGGACUGUUGUCUCCCGAGGAGGAAUAUACAGGGAUGGCGGAGAAAUGCUAUAACCAUAUGCUGCGGGAGUAUGUGGUCGAUGAGGGCAAUGGAUUGCUUGGGUUCAACGGCACUGUUGGUGUGUGUAGUUUGAAUUCAAGCGCGACUUACGAGUAUUAUGUCAAUGAACCGGUGGCUUAUAACAGCCUGCACGGGAUCGCGGCGUUCACAUUGGCGAGUCUGGAACAUGAAAUGCGGUACAAUCAAGUUCUAUGA